CUGCACUACGGGACCCUCCUGGGCAGCAGAGCUUGUGCCCACAUGGCAGCAGCUGCCUGGGCCAGUGCCUUUCUCUAUUCACUGCUGCACACAGCCAAUACAUUUUCCCUGCCCCUGUGCCAUGGCAAUGCCCUGGGCCAGAUCUUUUGUGAGGUGCCCCAGAUCCUCAAGCUCUCCUGCUCCAAAUCCUACCUCAGGGAACUUGGGCUCAUUGUGCUAAGUGCUCUUCUAUUUUUUGCUUGCUUUUUGUUCAUCGUUUUCUCUUAUGUGCAGAUCUUCAGGGCUGUGCUGAGGAUCCCCGCUGAGCAGGGACGGCACAAAGCCUUUUCCACCUGCCUCCCUCACCUGGCUGUGCUCUCCCUGUUUCUCAGCACUGCCACAUUUGCCUACCUGAAGCCGCCCUCCAUCUCCUCCCCAUCCCUGGAUCUGGCCUUGUCAGUUCUGUACUCGGUGGUGCCUCCAAGAUUCAAAGAGGAACACGAGGACAGCUCCCUGUCCCUCUCCUAUGUCUGCACAGCAAGGCUGAACUAUAAAAACCUCUGGGUGUACCUGCCCUAA
Melospiza melodia melodia is the source of this 558-nucleotide messenger RNA. RefSeq names its product olfactory receptor 14J1-like. Gene Ontology annotation, cellular component: plasma membrane. The annotation marks the transcript as partial. NCBI's taxonomy places the organism in Eukaryota, Metazoa, Chordata, Aves, Passeriformes, Passerellidae. The record is from RefSeq and is a predicted model, not a curated record. The transcript has 2 exons. Gene Ontology annotation, molecular function: olfactory receptor activity. Gene Ontology annotation, biological process: G protein-coupled receptor signaling pathway; detection of chemical stimulus involved in sensory perception of smell.